UAAAUACCAACAUAUGCACGAAAAUGCACUGUACCUGUUAUUCAAAUAAAAAGUUGAAGCCGCAUUUUAUUUCAAUGAUAGCAUCAACAAAUACGUUAGGUCAAAAUGUUCAGUUAUGUUGUGCAGGCGAUUAUAGGGGGGGGGAUGGUAGAGAGAAUAGAGAGUCCGGCGUUCAACCGAACUCAUUAGAAGAUCUUUAUCUAGAUGAUUGGUACGCAAUCAUUUUUCCCAAAACAUUUUGCCAAAAGAUUCUCAUGUAACUGGUCAAUUGCUGCAGAAAUUGUUUACUCUCUGUCUGGCCAUGUCCAGAUCUAGAGCUUCUCUGAAAUCCUAACCCCCUAUUUAAAGUUUCUCGACUUAAACAGAAAGUUUGCAAAGUUGAGUCUUUUGUAGCGUACGUAGAAGCAUAUCUGUCUGGCGUAUGGAUCAAGAGCUUCGAUGAAUGUUGAGUAAAAAGAUGUUUCUAUGUGUUCGGGUUUAGCAUGGCAUCUGUCAUGAUUUCCUGGACAUAUAAGAAUAACAAUGCAUGUAAAUGGGAAAUUGUACAUUAUACUUACAAGCUAAUCAACUCCCUGUUUCCUAGACGUUAUGUCCUUGUAAGAGUACGUAAAAGUUUCAAAUUUGAGCUUUCAAAACUAUUUUCGUUAAGGGAUAAUUCCCAGUAAAAAAGGUAUAGGUAAGCUAGAAAAUAGAUGAAGAGAAUCUAUUUUGGCAUGUUUUCUUGCUAUUGAUUGGCCCCAAAAAGUACCAAAGUGUAACAUUACCAGGAACCUAAUUAUAGAAUUCCUGACAUUUGUUCAUAUAACCUGUUUUUUGCAAAUUAUAAGGACAAAUCUCGGUCUAACAGCAGCAAUAAAAAUUUAAUGUAGAAAUAAUUUGCCUCAGAACACUUUUUUGAUCCUUCCAAAGCCAUGAAAAUAUUUAAUGACAUAGUUUAUAAACUGUAUUUGGUAUCAAAACCUUUUUAAAGGUACGCAUAAGCCGCUAUGUUAACUAAUAAUGAAUGCCACUCUGUUUUGACAAAAUUGUGAAGAGGCUUUCGAAAGCCAGUAUUAGAAUUAGAUUAUUCAAAGGCUAUGAUUUCAAGCAAAACUUUACUAUAGUACUUCCUUUGUUAAAGGCAAGUAUUAGUUAUAUAAGUAGUAUGUAUUAUUCUAUACUUGUUAAGAACAAUCUGCACUUGUUCUAUAGAGAUUUAAUAAAAAUAUUCUCACUUCUUUAAGCAAUUUAAUUUGUCUGACGACGAUUCAUCGUUUAGAAUCAGAGUAUAGCACAGAAUAGUAACAAUAUUGCUUUAAGUAUGAAGUUGGCAUUGCAUUUAUAUUGUUAGAAUUUAAGGAAAAAUUCCACGAUAUUGUAAAUUAGAUACAUAGUAAAUAGUGCAAAAGCCUAAAGUCACUUCUGUGUCGUCAAUCUUUAUAAUGCUCGUUGACAUUCUCGCUACUCUAAUGAAUUAUUGGAUAUAUCAUCGGGAAAUGAGUAUUUUUUUAUCAUUUUCGCGAUAAAAUAAGAAAAAUAUGAUAAAUUACUGUUGCUUUUCAAUGCUGAAGCAUUGGGUCAACACUGAUCUUUUAGCGGAUAGGACAUGAGGCAAUAUCCAAGUAUUAAUAUGCUGAUUAUGCUUAUCUUAAUCAUAUAGGGGGAUAUCAGGACUAACUUUCCAUCCUCUGAAGCUUUGUCCGGCUGCAAACUUUUGCCAAUUAUGUUCAGCCAUAAGAAAUUGUCAAGGUCAGCUUUUUGAUGCUCUUAUUUCUUUAUCUCGUGUAUCAAAGAAUUUUUAAUUUGAAGUGAGAAUAAAAUCUUAUGAAUGAUUAUCGAGCUUUCUCAAGGUUCUUGCAUUAUCUCAAUACAAAAUACAAACGUAUAAUGAAGAUCUCGAGACACCCUGGGUUGCCACAAGGAAAGGCUGCCAUGACGCCACACAUUCUACUAUAGCAAUUCAGUAUUCGAAGCUCUGCUUGUUAUAUGCCUUUCAAAAGAAUGCAUCCAUACUCAUCAUUAUUAAUAAGAUAUUACCAUACUGCUUCGAAAAACUCACCGGGCUCCUUUCAGAAGUGAAAAAUUCAGGGUGGUCAUAUUUUUAUGGUUUAUUUUUGCCAGAACUAAGCAUUGUUUGUUUCAGUGAGCUUGAAGCUCAUUACUCACUGGAAAUCAUUACAGCCCUUUCAUUUCAUGGCAUUUAAUGACAAGCCAGUUUGGAUAAUGUCUAGUGAACUAGGUUUUGCAGUCUUAGCAGCUCUCUAUUUGAUAAGCAUAGGGGGAGCUCGUAGAAUUUUCAAAGGUGCAUGCGGUAGUGAUGCGGCGUUUUAUCGUAUUGCAAGCGACCAUAUACUCGAUGAAGUGCCAAUUGCAAAGAACGUCACAAAAGAUUUGGUAGAAUGCAUCAACUUAUGCGUCAGCGUUGCAAAAUGUGUGGCAAUGAACACGCAUCAACGCAGUGAUAAUAAAAUCGACUGCCAUUUGCUUAAAGACGAUCACAUGUCAAAACCAAAAAAGAUGAUAGCGAAGAAAGGAUGGAAUUUCUAUGACACAGGAAGCAAGGAAAUAUCGCGCACGGUUGGUUCCCGAUGUGCAAGUUUUACGACCAAUCCCUGCCCAAGCCACUGUACUUGCGUGGAUACCUGUGAAAGCUACGAGUGUCAGUGUUACGGUCCAGAGAUAUUUCCAUCAUGCAGAGAAGCCUUGUUGUCAUUUCCAGAAAGUAGCAUUUUCCACUGGAUAAGACUGGAAGGAAUGAAAUCGGCAGUGUACGUUAGAUGUGAAAAAGGCAAGGAUGGUUUUUUUCGAGCCUCUUUUGACCAUGACAAUGAAGGAAGGAAAUACGUGUCUGGCUAUGCAACUCAAGCAUCAUACUACCGAAAUCUCGGCUACACACUGAACAAAUUAGAAGAUGUAAUAGAAUUUGUUAACGCAGCAGCAAGUUGCAGACAGCACACUAAACUUGAGUGCUACGGAAUGAAGCUUUUCAAUGGAGACUGGGGCUAUCUUAGAGGUCGCAAUGGCCAGAAACUCAGUUACUUUGGAGGCGGCCCAUCUGGUGGCACUGGUUGUGCAUGUGGGACAACAGGCACAUGCAGAGAUAAUACAUACAAAUGCAACUGCGAUGCCAACCUUGCAACUAUGUUGACGGACUCUGGUGACAUCAUUGAUAAAAACGUUCUUCCAUUAACAAUGAUCUACUUGGGUAAUUCAAUUGCAGGAAGCUACGGCUAUUACACCAUCGGAAAGCUGGAAUGCAUAGAGCCAUUUCCAUCCUGUAGAGAAGCCUUGCAAGAAUAUCCAAACAGUGGACACUUUCACUGGAUUAAAUAUCCACAUUCAACAAAAGCUGUUUACGUGAAGUGCCAAAAGGACAGUGAUGGUAAUAUAUGGGCCAACUUUGACCAUGAUGCUGAAACAAGAACGUUUGUGACUGGUUAUGAAACGGCAUAUUCGUACAAGAAAUCAAUCAAUUACGCUUACAAUGAUAUGAAUAGUAUCAAGGCUUUCAUUGAUGCUUCUUCCACAUGUAAGCAGUACACCAGGUACGAAUGCGUAAAUACAGCAUUUAUAUCUCUUAAUAAUGGUGCUCUUAUUGGACGUGAUGGGAAAAAACUCGCUUACUUUGGAGGAGGCCCGGCUUCAGAUGUAGGAUGUAACUGUGGAUUUACAGGGACUUGCGUUAAUCCGAAACUCAAAUGCAACUGCGAUAGCAACAGCGCAACUUCAACAGAAGACAAAGGGUUUGUUACAAAGAGAGCAGACCUUCCCAUAACAGCUAUUUGGCUUGGUGAUUCUGGUACUAGUUCACUUGAGUAUGGCUAUCAUACAAUCGGAAAGCUGCAAUGCAGAGAUACUUUUACAAGCUGUUACAAUGCACUGAGAAUCUUCCCAGAAAGAGAGUAUUUCUGGAUACUUCGAAGUCCAAUGACAGAAGCUGUUCAUGUCAAAUGUGUAAAGAAGAGCGAUGGAACCGAGUGGACUGAGAUUGAUGUUAAAACCGGAGCAAACGAUCUCAUAACUGGCGUAGCUAAUUGCCAUGGUUUUCAGAAACAGAUUGACUAUGGUGUUAACAAAGCAGCAACUAUUGCCUCUUUUAUUGAUAAAGCCGCUAGUUGCAAGCAAUACACUAAGUUGAGCUGCCAGGACAGCAAGUUUUUGUCCCAUAGCUGUGGACACCUUAAAGGACGCGACAAGAGGAAUCUACUCUAUUUUGGAGGAGGACCCUUUAAUGGAUUUGGCUGUGCUUGUGGAUACAAUAUGUCAUGUUUAAAUAGUGCACGCCGCUGCAACUGUGACGCGGGUAUCAAGGACACCGUUGUAUACGACCAAGGGUACGUCGAGGCGAAGGGCGAUUUACCGUUGACGGAGAUAAGCCUCGGUGGUGUAGGAAGUGCUGGCCAGUUCAUAGAAUACGAUAUUGGCAAGAUAGAGUGCACGGACGUAUUCAGCUCAUGCACAGAGGCACUGCUGAUGUUUCCAAGUGAAGUUAAUUUCUUCAUUAAACCUGAGACAUCGUCGGCACCAGUACGUGUUCAAUGCAAAGUGAUUGAUUCUGUUGUUUGGGCAAUAUUCAAACACGACAAUGAAGCAAAAAAGUAUGUCAAAGGAUACAAUACUGCAUUGUCUUAUAAACAGAACCUGAGAUACUACAAUGGAAUGCCAAGUAUCAUAGGCUUUGUCAAUUCAUCAUUCCAGUGCAAGCAGCAUGUAAGAGUUGACUGUCAUGGAACUUCGAUAAUCUACGGUGGUAACCAAUAUUUGGCACUUUUUGACCGGAAAGGUCAACGGCUGGACCACUUUCCUGGGGGAGCAGAAGGGACUUUUGGCUGUUCUUGUGGAAAAACAGGGACAUGCGUGAGCAGAGAUAAAAAGUGUAAUUGUGAUAUAAAUACAGAAGUGUUAAACCACGACGAGGGCUACGAAACUAACAAGCAGCUUUUACCACUAACUGCAAUUGCAAUGGGUGAUACAGAUGGGAGCAACGAAUAUGCUUAUCACACAAUCGGAAGUCUCCAGUGUAGUGAAACAUUCCCAUCGUGUGCCAAGGCAUUCGAAGCAUUUCCGUCUGUCACGAAGCAAUAUUUUUCAAUCAGAAAGGGUAGCAUGUCUUCACCUGUUUUUGUUGAAUGCGAGAAGAAGUCAGAUGGAACAGUGUGGGCCUACUUUAGUCAUGACAGUGAAUUCAAAAAAUAUAUCUCAGGAUACGAGACCUGCUUGUCAUAUGAGCAUGCACUCGUGUAUAAGCUUAACAAAAUUGCAGAUAUCGUUGGGUUUGUAAGUGCUUCAGCAUCUUGCCGACAGUUCACCCGUGUUGACUGUAGAGGCACAACAUUUGUAAAUGGAUUAGGCACAAUCUGUGGCCGACUUUUGGGGCGAGAUGGCAAGGCUUUACGGUAUUUUGGCGGUGGGCCGCACGACGGCUCCGGUUGCGCUUGCGGAAUCACAAACAGCUGCCUAGCAAGCACAAAAAAAUGCAACUGCGAUGCUAAUUCUGAUACUUUGACGUUUGACGAAGGCUACGUAACUUUCAAAGACGAUCUGCCAAUAACAAAGAUACAGUGGGGAGACACUGGAGCAUCUUCCGAGUAUGCCUUUCAUACGAUUGGGAAGCUUGAAUGCCAAGAAGCGAGUGCAUAAAUACCAACAUAUGCACGCAAAUGCACUGUACCUGUUAUUCAAAUAUUUUGAUUAUCAUCAAAUACGGUUUGAUGCUAUGAAACAACUAAGUACUGCAGAGCAUGUUGCAGACUGAGGGGGGCUAAAAUAUUGUUGGGGGCUAAUCAUGCCAAAAGCCAAAGCAUGUCGGGGGCUAAGCAUGCGAUUCUUUUAAAGUUGCAAGUAAAUUUUGGAAAUUGUUGGGGAGGAUCGAAAACCCCCGCUUCUGCGAUCUGUUGAAACUACUUCAAUCCUGUAAUAAUUUACACUGAUUUGCCUAGAACUGUAUCAGAAGUGUCCAACAAGGCACUUUUUAACCUCUUGCAGUACCAUGUUUCUAUUGUAUGCAUAUCCUCUGGUCUUCAUUACAAAGUACAGCAAGGUAGAAUGCAGUAGAGUUUCCUGACAAGACCUUUUAAGGUAUGAAGACACAAACGACGAGACUCUCUUAAGAUACGCUACCCUUGCUGCAGCCCUCAUUUUGCGGUCUCAUUUUCACCGCGGUUCGGAAGCUAUAGUACAAAUAUCUCUCCCUUCCCCCCCUCUUCCAAAUUAAAUUUCCGCAUUAAUUCGCUUUACCUAUAAAGCACAUAUAUAGUACGAUUUUGAAAUCGACGCACACUGCAUUUAAUAGGUUCAAAUAAAGUUACAAUAACAAAAUUUGACUACGGCCUUCAUUUCAGGCCUUGAGUGAACAAGUUUUUUUUUUAAUUUUUUUCACUUGAUAAGCUAACCCGAAAAUGAAUAUAAAUAGACAUAAAAACAUUAACACUGAAGUCACAAAGUUUUUCACACAAACUAGAGCUUUUGUUAAAUGUGAAUUGGAAAAUGUUUCCAUGCUAAAAACCGUUCUAAUUAUCACACAACAAGGUUCACGUUUUUACUUGCUUUUUUUGCAUUGUUGUCAUUUAAAGCAUAAACAACCACAAAAGUAUGGAUCUGUAUAUAAAACGACUCAAUGAUAAAUAAUUUGCUUAAGGCUGUUCUUGUAUUGAAUUGAAUUUCGGUGCUGCAUCUUGUCUUACAUAUAAUUCGUCCAAUAGUGUUUGAAAGUAAUGACAUGAUUAAACAGUAGCCACAGAUACGAUAAAAUGAUCGAAUAACAGCAAUAUUGGCUUAGAAAAAUUCAACUGAACCUCAUUUACUUAACAUAUUAAGCCACUUUCUUUUGGAUUUGGUUCAAAACUUUAGGAACUUAUCAAAGUUUGCAUCUGUCAAUUAACAUAUCUAAGCAUAUUGAUAAUAAUUCCCCUUACAUUCCUAGCAUUAUAACUGUGUUACUAUUGUGAUUAUAUUCCUAGCAUUAAACGUAAAAUCUCAUCUUUUCUGAAGUAUCGUAAUCAACUCUAUUUAGGAAUCAAUUUGUGAAUCAUCAGUUUGAUGAUUCAAUGAUUUGACACUCCCCGAUUGACAUUUUAUCGAAAACUUUACUCUUUGAAUCAUUUUGACAAUUCCUUGACCAUGAACCCUGUACUUGAAAACUUUUAACACCAAAAUCUUUGCUAAGGAACCAUUUUUGUCUGCAUUAACUAUUUCAAUUUUGUUGUUCAACAAUUUCACUAGAUGAUCUAUAAUGGUUUACCAUAGUUUUUCAUACAGAGACAAAUGAGUUGAAUACCAAAGUUCCCGCUGUACAUAUGUAUAUAUUAAUAUAUACAAUAUGUAUACAUUAAUAUAUGCAAUAUGUAUAUAUUAAUAUAUGCAAUAUGUAUAUAUUAAUAUAUACAAUAUGUAUAUAUUAAUAUAUACAAUAUGUAUAUAUUAUAUAAGUAAGUAUAUAUCAAUAUGUAUCUAGGCUUUUAUAAUAAUUUGCCUAUCAUGUUGCACCAUGUACACAAGUAGCUAUAUAUAUCCAUAAAGCUAAAUAGCAUCAGAUUCUGGUAAAAAUCUCAGUAACUAAGUAUGCUUUUCGUGAAAAAAGUGUUUACGAUGUUAUGAAACCCCUAAGAAACCUUUAGAAUCGAUAAUCUGAUUUGUGUUGCUGCUACAUCAAUUUGAAUGUCGUGUAAAUAUUAUCGCUAUGUACUGAUGUACUUGACUUGGAUCAUGUUAUAUUAACAUUUUCCAUCUUUGAGAAUAGUAAUGGUUACACUUUAUGAUGAUUGCAGUUUUAAUAAUGCCUGACAAAGUUGAAAUAUUUUACUCUCAGUCAGUUGUUUCUAAGAAAAUGGUCAAUUAAAUCUGAUCGACAGACAGAAGAAAAAACAAAAGGCGAAACAUUUCUGGCUUUUACAAUGAAAAAAGAAUUAUUAACUUCACAGAUUUAUUUUUUCUUUCUGAGAGACAUGGAUAUUAUAGCAAGUUUAACAUUGAAAUCAAAACUGUAAUUCCCACAUUUUUUCAUGAUUUCUAAUUUCCAAAGGUAUUGUCCUUUCGUUAUCAGUGUUAAAAGAAACUUCCUUAAAUUUUGAUAUCCAUGAAAACGAAAUAGCUAAACUUUGCAAGGCAAAAUCGACGAAGAUAUUUUCUAUGCGAUUCUGUAACACUAUUAUUUUUAAAGAUCGUCCAUUUCGUUUUUCCUGACUUACAAUAUUUCAAUAGAGAUGAUGGUCAUAGAUUUUGUUUAAGGCUGGCGUUGUCGUAAUACCAAUUAAUCAUAGCAAUAUAUUAAAGAAAAAAACAAAGGGCAUCACAAAAAGUUUAAUUACAACUGUUUAAAAUAAUGUUAUAACCAAACAUAGAGGAAACUUGAUGUAACGACCCCCCCCCCCUUUCCCCAUCACCCUCUCAUCCGAUAUAACAAUCUCUGGUUUUACAGUUAGAAUGCUCUGGUUUAACGUGCUCUGGGUUCAACAGUCUCCAGUCCUAAUUUACAUUCCUGGUUUCCUUUAAAGUUCGUCAUAUCGGUAUUCCAUUAUUCAAUGAAGUGUCAUCUUGUACAGGCAUACAGGUGUAUAGUUUGAUCUUGUAUAGUUCUUUGCUUGUGAUGUAUUUGUCAUAUUUUAAGAAUAUUCUCCUUCCACUGUUACAAUGAUCCAUUGCAUGAAACAUAUGAUUAAUUUAGUAUUUAUGAACUAUAAGCAUAAGCUUUAAACUGUAUCAAUUAUCAACAAGCUGUAUCAAUUAAUUUUUAAAGUAAAUUCCUUAUAAAUUUUUAAUAGCACAAAUUUGUCACAGUUGUCUUUAGUUUUUAUAAUUCUGCUAAAUUCUCCAGAAAUUCGGGACUUGCUAGUUUUAGAAAAUUUAGAAGGAUAACCUCAUGAUAACCAAAAAUCAGUUCAAAAUAUUUUGAUUGAAUCAUCAUGAUCAUUGAUAUCGCAAAAAUCAUCUAUUUCACGCAUCAAAGUGCAAGACAAUAAAAUGAGGGUAUUAUAAAAGCAACUCAUCAGCCCAAGACCCACGAUUGACAUUUCAGGGUGGUAUAUGUUGCUUUAUCAAUCUAGAUAUUUUUAGUUAGAGCUUUGCAAAAGAAGAUCCAAUACAGCAUUGCUGGUAUUGAAGUCAAUAAACAACCGCAUCAUAAACAGGUAUUUUCAAUUCUUCCAUAUUUAAUGGAAAUACUUGAGGAUAUCUUGUGUUGUGGGUAAAAUCUCAUCACAGGGACUCGUUAUAUUUAGUCUUUUGAGUAAGAUUUUCAAUAACCAAGUUGAUUUUAUGCAAUGCCUUUCUCUGUUUCGCUUCGUUUACGGUUGCGUCAAGGAGUUUUUGUUUCACUUCAUUCAAUACGAUAUCCGCUUUUUGCUGUAUGAUAUUAUCAUCACCAUCCUUGUAAGAUUUCCUUGACAGCUCUAACAAUUCAUAAAUUUCCUUUAAAUCAAUUGAAACUUCUUCCAUGUCUUGUAGAAUCUUUGUUACACCAAAUAGUAUUUCAAUGAAUGAUGUCAGCAUUUUCGGAAAUUCGUCGAGAAAACACUUACAGUCUUUUGCCAGUGAAAAUAUGUUUCCCAUGCUCAUAUCCUACAUGGAGGAAGAAAACUCGAAGAAUUUACUCCAAAAUGAUAAAUUACAUAUUCUUAAUAUUGAAUGUAGUAAAAUAGCCUUGCUUAUUCUGCACAGUGCCAAACAAUUAGAAACAAAGAAG
Rhopilema esculentum is the source of this 9658-nucleotide messenger RNA. RefSeq lists its product as uncharacterized. The record is from RefSeq and is a predicted model, not a curated record. NCBI's taxonomy places the organism in Eukaryota, Metazoa, Cnidaria, Scyphozoa, Rhizostomeae, Rhizostomatidae.